UGCUCAUUAAACCAAUGGAUUUAAUUCCACGACUGGAGGACAUCAAAGAAGACGUCAAGGACAUCAACGAAGCCGACAUCUUAGAAGCUGUAAAUAUUCCCAAGGAACGUGCUAAACGGCGGAAAUCGGAGCUGAUGGCCCAGGCAGCAGCAGCUAAGGAACCUCCCCUCUCUAUGGUGGAAGGCGCAGGGGUCCCGUAUGAAAGUAACCAGAGUUCUUCAUGGAAGGUCAUGUCGUCAUUUCCUACUACAAUGAUCACCACACCGAAGUUAUUGAACAUGGACAUCAAUCGCAGUCGGCAGGCCGCUCAAGACAUUCUGGUCCGAGUUAGCGAAGGUUCACUAGAUACGAAGUCCGUUAGUCUUCCUCCGAUAAACUUUUUCCCCAACUUGUAUGGUUACUUCAAGAGACCAGGCGACGGCAUCCGUAAGACGAGAAGCGAACCCGCCCAACCACGAAAGAAAAUUGUGAAGACUUUCAGAUCGAGAGUUAGAUUUCUCCCUCCGAUUGCUACACUAUACCCCGGUGAAGACCAGGACGAAGUUUCUUAACAUUAAUACUUCCAAAUGUACAUUAAACGAGAUAUUAGAAAUGGCUACAUCUCUGGCUACAUCUUUGGCUGGAAUCUGAAUAAAAUCCACUUUGCCUUUUUUUUUUUAAAUUUCGUCUAAUGCAUGAAAUUUGUUUUAUUG
Messenger RNA from Orbicella faveolata, 692 nucleotides. RefSeq lists its product as uncharacterized. The record is from RefSeq and is a predicted model, not a curated record. NCBI's taxonomy places the organism in Eukaryota, Metazoa, Cnidaria, Anthozoa, Scleractinia, Merulinidae.